Molecule: messenger RNA, 4155 nt
Organism: Equus quagga
Lineage: Eukaryota; Metazoa; Chordata; Mammalia; Perissodactyla; Equidae
Gene: CRB1
Product: crumbs cell polarity complex component 1
Exons: 12
Coding region: 1-4155 (1384 amino acids)
Biological process (GO): heterophilic cell-cell adhesion; establishment or maintenance of epithelial cell apical/basal polarity
Cellular component (GO): protein-containing complex; plasma membrane
Molecular function (GO): calcium ion binding
Source: RefSeq, a predicted model, not a curated record
AUGAAAGAUCCUUGCUUCUCCAGUCCCUGUCAAGGAAAUGCCACUUGUGUGAACACUCCGGGAGAAAGGAGCUUUCUGUGCAAAUGUCCUCCUGGGUAUAACGGGACAACCUGUGAAACUGUCACUAGUUCCUGUGGCAUGAACUCCUGCCAACACGGAGGUAUCUGCCGUCAGGACCCUGUUCACCCUGUCUGCCUCUGCCCUGCCGGAUAUGCCGGAAGAUUCUGUGAGAUGGACCAUGAUGAGUGUGCUUCCAGCCCUUGCCACAAUGGCGCUGUGUGCCAGGAUGGACUCAAUGGCUACUCCUGCUUCUGUGUCCCAGGAUUUCAAGGCAGGCACUGCGACUUGGAAGUGGAUGAGUGUGUUUCAGAUCCCUGCAAGAAUGCGGGGACGUGCCUCAAUGAGAUAGGAAGAUACACUUGUGUUUGUCCCCGAGAUUAUUCCGGUGUCAACUGUGAAAUGGAAAUUGAUGAAUGUUGGUCCCAGCCCUGCCUAAAUGGUGCAACUUGUCAGGAUGCUCUGGGGGCUUAUUUCUGUGCCUGCACCCCUGGAUUUCUUGGUGAUCACUGUGAACUCAACGUUGACGAGUGUGCCAGUCAGCCGUGUCUCCAUGGAGGGCUAUGUGUGGAUGGAAGCAACAGAUAUAGCUGUAACUGCAUGGGUAGUGGAUUCACAGGGACACAUUGUGAGACCUUGAUGCCUCUAUGUUGGUCAGAACCCUGUCACAAUAAUGCUACAUGUGAGGACAGUGCUGACAAUUACACUUGUCACUGCUGGCCUGGAUACACAGGUGCCCAGUGUGAGACCGACAUCAAUGAAUGCAGCAGUAAUCCCUGCCAGUCUGAUGGGGAAUGUGUGGAGCGGUCCUCAGAGCAACAGUAUGGACGCGUUGCUCAGCUGCCUUCCUCAUUCAGCUACCCUGAAGCUUCAGGUUAUGUCUGUAUCUGUCAGCCUGGAUUCACAGGAAUCUUCUGUGAAGAAGACAUCGAUGAAUGCUCUUCAAAUCCUUGCCAAAAUGGUGGUACUUGUGAGAACUUGCCUGGAAAUUACACUUGCCAUUGCCCAUUUGAUAACCAUUCUGGAACAUUUUAUGAAGGAAGAGACUGUUCUGAUAUUCUCCUGGGCUGUACCCAUCACCAAUGUCUAAAUAAUGGAAUAUGCAUCCCUCACUUCCAAAAUGGCCAGCAUGGAUUCAGCUGCCUGUGUCCAUCUGGCUAUACUGGGUCACUGUGUGAAAUUGUCACCACCCUCUCUUUUGAGGGCAAUGGCUUCCUGGGGGUCACAAGUGGCUCAGUUACAGCCGAGGGCUCAGUGUGUAGCAUAGCCCUCAAGUUUCAGACUGUUCAGCCAAUGGCACUUCUACUUCUCCGAGGCGACAGGGACAUGUUUGUAAUGCUGGAGUUGCUAAGUGGCUACAUUCACUUAUCAGUUCAAGUCAAUAACCAGUCAAAGGUGCUUCUGUACAUUUCCCACAACACCAGCGAUGGAGAAUGGCAUUCAGUGGAGGUGGUGUUUGCAGACACUGUGACCCUUACUCUACUGGACGACUCUUGUAAGGAGAAAUGCAUCACUAAAGCUCCUUCCCCAUUUGGAAAGGAUCGAUCCAUAUGUGCUUUUCCAAACUCCUUUUUGGGUGGUUUACCAAUGGGAAUGAACAGCAAUGGUGUUGCUCUGCUUAACAUCUAUAAUAGACCAUCCACGCCUUCCUUUGUAGGCUGUCUCCAAGACAUUAAAAUUGAUUCGAAUCAUAUUACCCCAGAGAAUAUUUCAUCUGGCUCAUCCUUAAACAUCAAGCCAGGCUGUAUGAGAAAGGAUUGGUGUGAAAGCCAGCCUUGUCAAAAUAGAGGACGCUGUACCAACUUGUGGCUUAGUUACCAAUGCGACUGCCACAGGCCCUAUGGAGGCCUGAACUGUCUGAAAGAGUAUGUGGCAGGCAGAUUUGGCCAAGAUGACUCCAGUGGAUAUGCUGUUUUUAAUCUUGACAAGAGUUACGGAGAGAACUUCACCCUCUCCAUGUUUGUUCGAACACAUCGACCAUCAGGCUUACUUCUAGCUUUGGGAAACAGCACUUACCAAUUCAUCCGUGUUUGGCUAGAGCAUGGCAGACUAGCAAUGCUGAAUCCAAGUUCCCCCAAAUUAGUCGUAAAGUUUGUGCUUAGUGAUGGAAAUAUCCACUUAAUAUCUUUGAAAAUCAAGCCAAAUAAAAUUGAACUGUAUCAGUCUUCACAAAACCUAGGAUUUAUUUCUGCUCCUACUUGGAACAUCCAAAGAGGAGAUGUCAUCUACAUUGGUGGCCUGCCUGACAGACAAGAGACCGAAGUCAAUGGUGGAUUCUUCAAAGGCUGUAUCCAAGAUAUAAGAUUAAACAACCAAAAUCUGGAAUUCUUCCCAAAUUCAACGAGCAAUGCAUCCCGCAAUCCAAUUCUUGUCAAUGUGACUCAAGGAUGUCCAGGAGACGACAUGUGCAAGGUAGGAUUAUUCAUACCAGCUAUAGAAACUGAAGGUGAUCCUGUAGUGGGACCCAGAGGAUCUGGGUACCAAGCUUCACUGUUUGACUUUGUGAGAGGGUCUUGGGCAUCAAGAGAUACCUUUGAUUUCUCUUCUGCUCAGUCCAAUCCCUGUCACCAUGGAGGUGUUUGCUAUUCUCUUUGGGAUGACUUCUCAUGUUCUUGCCCUGUGAACACAGCUGGGAAAGCCUGUGAAGAUGUUCAGUGGUGCGAACUCAGCCCAUGUCCUUCAGGAGCCCAGUGCCAGUUGGUGCCUCAAGGAUUUGAAUGUACUGCAAAUGCUGUUUUUAAUGGACAAAGCAGUGAGAUAUUAUUCAGAAGCAAUGGGAAUAUUACCAGAGAACUCACCAAUAUCACAUUUGGCUUCAGAACAAGGGAUGCGAGCGGGAUCAUAUUGCAUGCAGAGAAGGAGCCUGAAUUCCUUAGUAUUAGCAUUCGAGAUUCCAGAUUAUUAUUUCAAUUGCAAAGUGGCAACAGUUUUUAUAUGCUGAGUCUGACAAGUGUGCAGUCAAUGAACGAUGGUAUAUGGCACCAAGUGACUCUUUCCAUGACAGACCCACUGGCCCAGGCCUCCAGGUGGCAAAUGGAAGUGGACAACCAAACACCUUUUGUGACCAGUGCAGUUGCUACUGGAAGCCUCAACUUUCUGAAGGAUAAUACAGACAUUUAUGUGGGUCACCGAGCUAGUGACAAUAUGCAGGGCCUGCAAGGGUGUCUAAGUACAAUAGAAAUCGGUGGCAUUUAUCUCUCUUACUUUGAAAAUGUCCGUGGUUUCAUUAAGAAACCUCAGCAAGAGCAGUUUCUGAAAACCUCUGUAAAUUCAGUGGUUACUGGCUGUUUGCAGUUAAAUGCCUGCAACUCCAACCCUUGCUUACAGGGAGGAGAUUGUGAAGAUAUCUAUAGCUCUUACCACUGUUCCUGUCCCUUGGGAUGGUCAGGGACACAGUGUGAACUCAACAUCGAUGAAUGCUUUUCAAACCCCUGUAUCCAUGGCAACUGCUCAGACAGACUUGCAGCCUAUCACUGCAAGUGUGAGCCUGGAUACACCGGUGUGAACUGUGAAGCAUUUAUAGACAACUGCCGGAGUCACCAGUGUGCAAAUGGGGCCACCUGCAUCAGUGACGCCAAUGGCUAUUCUUGCCGCUGCUCUGGAAAUUUCACAGGAAAAUUUUGCAGACACAGCAGAUUACCCGCAACAGUCUGUGGGAAUGAGCAGACAAACCUCACUUGCUACAAUGGAGGCAGCUGCACAGAGUUCCCGGGUGGAUUCAAAUGUGUGUGCCGGCCAGGUUUCACUGGGGAACGGUGUGAAAAGGACAUUGAUGAGUGCGCCUCUGAUCCGUGCUUCAACGGAGGCCUCUGCCAGGACCUUCUCAACAGAUUCCAGUGCCUCUGUGAUGUGGCCUUUGCCGGCGAACGCUGCGAGAUAGACUUGGCAGGUGACUUGAUCUCGGACAUUUUCACCGCCAUCGGCUCUGUGACGUUAGCCUUGUUGUUGAUCCUCUUUCUGGCGAUUGCUGCUUCUGUUGUCGCCUCCAACAAAAGGGCAACUCAGGGAACCUACAGCCCGAGCCGUCAGGAAAAGGAGGGCUCUCGAGUGGAGAUGUGGAGCAUGAUGCCACCCCCAGUGAUGGAGAGGCUGAUUUAG